Molecule: messenger RNA, 2323 nt
Organism: Sclerotinia trifoliorum
Lineage: Eukaryota; Fungi; Ascomycota; Leotiomycetes; Helotiales; Sclerotiniaceae
Source: the annotation of a GenBank genome assembly
CUUGUUAUUGCUACUUAGGUUGAUCGAUCCUUUCUUUUAACUCUUUUGAUUUUUGAUUUUUGUCCCUAUUUCGCUGUGCUCUUUCUUACUUGGUGUUUAUUUAUUGAUAGUUUUUGGUUGUGGUGUGUAUUUGUGGUUUGUGUCGCAAAUCACGACAUAUCACCUCACCUCACCUCGCCUUCCUAAUUAAAGAUCUUAACUCACAACUUACAACUCACUCUUUACACCUAACUUCUCAUCUCAAUCACCCCAAUAACUAUUCACCCUCACAAUCCCAAAAAAAGAUUCCCAGAAAAAUGGGCUCAACACAUUCAAUCCCUCGCUCUUCUACCUCUUCUACUUCUACUUCUUUCUCCACAACCCCAACAGAAACCCAACGGAUCCUCCUUGAAAAGAUUCGAAAUCUGGAGAUUAAGGAUGUCGAUGAUUAUGUUUGUGUGGAUGAGAAGGGUGGUUUGCAGCAGACCUCGCAAACUCAGGCUUCCCGCGCACAGUGGACUCCGUUAAGUGCGGCGCGGGUGGAGAAAUGGGAAGAGGAACUUUUGACUGAUCCUAAGAAUAGGUAUGUUUGAUUUCUUUUGGGGUUUAGAUUUUAGGGUUUAGGUUUUGGUUGAGCGGGAGGUCAAUGUGAGGGGGAGAGGGAGGGACGGGAGGUAAAGAGGGGGGGGAAGGGAGGAGAUAUUGCUGUUCUACAUAUUCAAAUUCAAUAUACUGACAACUCAACUAGACUCGCCCUCAGUGCCCUCAGCUCUGCAGAUCCACGAACUGUUCUAACAUCCCGCUCAACAAUCAAUCAAGAUCAACAAAUUUUCUCAAUUAAAAUUCCAUUUGAAGGAGCACCAAUUACAAAUCAAAGACAAUCUGGAAGAUGUUGGUUAUUUGCUUCUACCAAUGUUUUUCGAGUUGCAAUCAUGAAACAACAUAAUCUUAAAGAAUUUGAAUUAUCCCAAGCAUAUUUAUUCUUUUGGGAUAAAUUAGAAAAGGCGAAUUGGUUUUUAGAACAGAUUCUUGAUACAGUGGGAGAGGAUUUAGAUGGAAGAUUGGUGCAAAGAUUGAUGGAAAGUCCAGUUAGUGAUGGUGGGCAAUGGGAUAUGUAUGUUUCUUCAUUAUUUGAUAUAACCUUAACCAAGAUUCUAAUAAUUUUGCAUAGGGUUUACAACCUUGUCCAUAAAUAUGGACUCGUACCACAAGUUCUCUAUCCAGAUAGCUUCAAUGCUCAAUCAUCCUCUGUGAUCGAUAGUAUCAUCACAACCAAACUUCGAGAAGAUGCUCUCAAAUUAAGAGCUGCUGCUGCCUCAAAGUCUCCAAAUACCUUGAACAAUAUAAAGGAGAAUAUGGUUCGCCAAAUUCAUCUCAUUCUUACUCUUGCUCUUGGUCCACCUCCUCCAUCUGAUACUGCUUUUACAUGGCAAUAUCUAGAUAAAGAUGGCAAAUCUCAAGAAUUAAAAACUACACCUAUCGAAUUCGCCAAGGAAUUAAAUUCUCCAAAAUCAAUUCGAAUCACCAAUUCUACCGUCCAUGAUAUGUUUUCCCUAGUCAACGAUCCAAGAAAUGAAUACAAUACUCUCCUCACUGUUGAUCGACUCGGUAACAUCGUAGGUGGUCGUCCCAUCACCUAUGUCAAUGUUGACAUGACCACCAUGAAAAACGCCUGCAUCUCAAUGUUAAAAGCCGGACUUCCAAUCUUCUUCGGAUCCGACGUAGGAAAAUAUAGUAAUUCCCAAAAAGGAAUCAUGGAUGUCAAUCUCAUCGAUUACGAACUAGGAUUUAAUAUUAAACUUGGCAUGACGAAAGCACAACGUCUCAUGACGGGUGAAAGUGCAAUGACUCAUGCGAUGGUUCUUACGGCGGUGCAUCUGGAUGAGCAGGGAAAGAGUGUGAGGUGGAGAGUGCAGAAUAGUUGGGGUGAAGGAGCUGGAGAUCAUGGUUGGUUUGUUAUGAGUGAUGAGUGGAUGGAUCAAUUUGUUUAUCAGGCGGUCGUGGAACCGAGGUUUGUGACUAAGGAGGUUAGGGAUGUUUUGGGCUUGGAACCGAAGGUUUUGAGGCUUUGGGAUCCGAUGGGUGCUUUGGCUUAGGGGGGUUUGAGGGGAGGUUCUUAGGGAGAAUAGGAAGGAUGGGAAGGGUUAUCAGAUGUGAUGAUGAUGAAGAAUGGUAUGCAGGUUUUGAUGAUAGGGUUGACUAGUGGUUAUGGGGCUCAGAUGAGGGGUGGAAGGGAAUGAAUGGCUCCUUUGUUUUAUUUUAUAAAUGACUACUGAAAUUACUUCUAUGAUUUAUUAUAUUAGUUGUUUUUUCUUCUAUUCAUUAAGAUCAUCGAUAGUGUUUU